This is a messenger RNA of Scomber scombrus (Atlantic mackerel), 1290 nucleotides long. RefSeq lists its product as uncharacterized. The transcript is spliced from 2 exons. The record is from RefSeq and is a predicted model, not a curated record. Lineage: Eukaryota; Metazoa; Chordata; Actinopteri; Scombriformes; Scombridae. Bases 14 to 691 code for a protein of 225 amino acids.
CGCAAGUUUCAGAAUGACAGGAAGUAAGCAUUUUAACUGGAACUCGAGUCCGCAGCCUCACCAGAGUAUAGAGCAGACUGCCGGGUGGUUGACGAGCCCUGUGGAGACUUCUGUCAAUCUUUUGGAUGAUAUCCUCAGUUCUCCUCAGAUGUGCAUGGACUUUGAGCCCUUCAGAGCUUCAUCAAGUGAUCAUUUGUUUGCUCCUUCUCUCUCCUCCUUCUGGGGAGCAACCACCUCAGCAUCUCAGCACUGGGAAGACAGCUUCAACAGGCCAGACACCAAAGACUCGGAUAUGUUUGAUUGCUUUGAUAACAGCUUCAUGAACCAUACCAGAGCAGAGAGAGAGGGGAGCAAUGACAUUCAUUACAGUGACCGCAACCUCCGGCCGUUCUUCCCCAACCAAGCACAGCUGCCAGGUAGACACUCAGCAGAGCCUAGACAGUUUCUUCAGGAGCAAGACUCAUUUGAAACUGAAAGAUGUUCUUUUGCCCCAAUUCCCCAACUUCAGCAGAGCAAUCACCCGUCUUUCAGCCAUUUCAGUCACCCUCCAACCUGCUCCUCCCUCAUGUCCCACCACACUGAUAUGAAGAAUUACCCCCCAUCUCACAUGCUUGAAAGAGGAGCCGCACCUUCCCUCUCUUCCUUACCAAGCCCUGAGGAUUGGUCCUUCCCUCCUAUGAGACUUUACUAAUUGUGCACAGAUACUUGCCUGCGGACAUUUCUUCGGAAAACUUAAAAAAAAAAAAACAGCUCUGUUUUAAUUUACACCUUCAAGACUUUUUGUUUAGAGUCUACAGAAACAUCUUUUGUUUGCCCAUAUUUAGUUUGAGACACAUUAUUAAAUAUAAAGGCAAAUAUUUUGUCUCAUCAGUGCUGAGAUAAAAAGAAACAAUUAUGUAAUGUUUGCAUAGUUGGUGCAUUUUUUUUUAAUAUGCAGAAUUGUAUAUUAACAAAUAUCUUCAUAAAUGCAGGUACUAUUAUGGCAAAUUCUUUACAGAGUAAUAAUUUUAGCCAAGACUGCUAUUGUGAAAAACAUAUAAUAUUUUGAUGGUAGGUUACAUUUAAAUGCAAGAAAAUAAAGCAUUUGUACAAUUGCACAAUAGUGAAAUGCCAUAUCAAGCAUUGCAAAUAGAAAAUUAAACUGAGCACAAGAAAUUAAACGACAUGUCUGAUUCAUGCUUGUAUAAAUUGUUAUUGUUCGUCACAAAAUGCAACACACAUCACAUAUACAGUCAGUCAGACCUAGGAAAAAUGAAUGCAGUCUAAUGUAAAAGCCCUGCAAUAAUAUAU